CGCACAAAGUUAUUUAUGCACAUUUAAAUAUUACACAAAAUUGAAACCGUCAAUCGAUAUAUUAAACUUAGUAAAGUUUUUUAUAUUUUAAGAAAUCUAAGCUAAGUGCACUUAAGAGUACAAGAUCAUUUAAUCUAAUUUAUUCAUACUAAUUAAUCAAAUGUUAAAUUUAAUAAAUUCAGUUUAAUUUCAUUUAUAAAUUUUCUCAAUUAUGUUUUGGUUAACUAUAACCACAGUUCUUCUUAUAACACCAUUAAAGACCAUUGCGCUUAAGUUUCCAAAGGAUUUUGCACCCUACAUUCAAUCCAAUAAUUACCCUGUAAACUUCCACUUCAUUGUGGUGGGCGGAGGAAGUGCUGGUUCCACUAUUGCCGCCAGACUCAGUGAAGUGUCUGAAUGGAAUGUUUUACUUUUAGAAGCUGGUGGGGACCCUCCUCCCCAAUCUGAAAUACCUCUUCAAUGGGGGUCAAUGUUAAGAACUGAAAAUGAUUGGAAUUUUAUGUCAGAAACAGAUGAUAAAAUGUUUAAAGGUUUAGUAGAUGAGCGAGUUUAUUUACCUAGAGGUCGUAUGCUAGGUGGAAGUUCAUCUAUGAACGUGAUGGUUUAUUUGCGAGGAGACAAACAAGAUUUUGAUAAAUGGAAUAACGCAGGUUGUACAGACUGGGGUUAUGACUCAGUACUACCAUAUUUUAAAAAAUCCGAAAACUUUACAGAUGCGUCACGUUUUAAUGCAACCAUUCACGAAAAGGGAGGUCCAUUGACAAUUUCGCCAUAUAUGUCGCCCGAUCCAGCUAUACCGGUUAUAUCGGAAGCAUUGAGGUCUUUGGGUUUAUCUCCAGUUUCUGACUUAAAUAGGCCCGAGCCUGUUAUAGGAUUUGGUAUGGCUGAUAGUACUACAAGAGAUGGCUUGCGAUGUAGCACUUUAAAGGCAUUUUUGUUUCCCGCAAAAGAUAGAUCUAACUUGUACGUAGCCAAAAAUACGAGAGUUACUAAAAUCAUAUUUGAUAAAAACCGUCAAGCAACGGGAGUAGAGAUUAUUACACCAAAUGGUAUCAAAAAGGAAAUCAAUUGCUCUUUAGAAGUUAUUGUCAGUGCAGGAGUUAUCAUGAGUCCUCAGCUGUUAAUGUUAUCUGGUGUAGGACCUGAAAAGCAUCUUAAAGAAAUGAAUAUUGACUUAGUAGUUGAUUUACCAGUGGGUCAAAACUAUCAAGAUCAUGUUUCAUAUUUGGGAUUAGUUUUUACAGACCGAAAAAACCGUACAAAAGAAGAUAUAAAAAAUCAAAGUGAAAAUCUUAUAAAUGAAACUCUCCAAUUUACUAAAGAAGGAAAAAGCACAAUGGGAUUAACGGGUUUGAUUACCUAUAUUAAUACAAACUCAGAACUAAUUUAUCCUGAUGUAGAGCUCAUGAAGAUUCGAUUUUCGUAUAAUUCACUAAAAAAUACCUGGAACGGAAAAAAUAAAUUAACAAAUUUUUAUGGAAUUUCUGAAGAUGUAGCUGAACUGUAUAAUGAACUAAAUAUGAAAAGUGAUACUAUUUUUAUAGUACCUAUAAGUAACACAGUGAAGAGUACAGGACACAUAAAACUCAACAGUACUGAUCCAUUGAUGCAACCAAAAAUAGUAAACAAUUUUUUAAAAAAUGAAGAAGAAGUAGAUAUGCUUAUAAAAGCCAUUGAGUUUGUUGUGCAACUUUCAAAAACCGACCCUAUGAUAAAAGCUGGAUUUGUAUUAGAAGAAUUAAAAUUUCCAAAUUGCGUUCAAUACGAAUGGGCCACUAGAGAGUACUGGAAAUGUGGUAUUAACCAAGUAGCCACAUCUUUCUACCACGAAGCUUGUACUAACAAAAUGGGACCAUUAGAUGAUCCAACUGCUGUUGUAGAUAGUAAUUUUAAUGUAAUAGGCGUAAAUAAACUACGAGUCAUUGAUGGUUCUUCAAUGCCUUACCUAGUAUCUUGUAAUCCGAAUGCUGUCACUAUAAUGAUGGCUGAAAGAGGAUCUGACUUUAUUAAAACUAAAUAUGGCAAAAAAUAAUACUUAGUUAAUAUUCGUAACUUAGAAUAAACUUAAAUAUAAAAAUUUACUGUUGAUACUUAGUUACUAAUGAUAUCAUAAUUUUUUAAUAGAAAAAUAGUACAAUUUUAA
Molecule: messenger RNA, 2143 nt
Organism: Daktulosphaira vitifoliae (grape phylloxera)
Lineage: Eukaryota; Metazoa; Arthropoda; Insecta; Hemiptera; Phylloxeridae
Product: glucose dehydrogenase [FAD, quinone]-like
Exons: 2
Coding region: 212-2032 (606 amino acids)
Molecular function (GO): ecdysone oxidase activity; flavin adenine dinucleotide binding
Source: RefSeq, a predicted model, not a curated record